Messenger RNA from Paramuricea clavata, 2405 nucleotides. The record is from the annotation of a GenBank genome assembly. Lineage: Eukaryota; Metazoa; Cnidaria; Anthozoa; Malacalcyonacea; Plexauridae.
AUGCCAGAAGUAAGCGAAAUUGACAAGUGUAGAGCGAAGAGAAAAGUCGCGAAAGCUAGCGUGACAAGAAAUAUGAAUCGUGUCAGAGAGCUGAUCUCUAGCGAUGGAAGUGUUUCGAAAGUCCGACAGUUUGCCAAAGGUGUAGAAGAAGGUCGUACGAAAGCCCGUGACCUUACGAAAGAACUGGAAGAGCUUGAUCCAGCGUCAAUGGACCUUUCACCUUUUGACUAAAAUUUAGAUUUCAACAAGUCUAGACAAAAAUUUUAUCACAGCUUGAAAGAGCAUCACAAAAUUAGUAAUAUUCCGAAGUUUCGUUGCGAAAUGUUGUAAAAUGCGGGUAUUACAGCCUUGCGAAGUUUGCAAUUUUCAGUCAUUUUGUAUUACAAACGGGAAAUACAUACCCUUUUUCCGAAGGAGGUAUGUAUUUCCCGCGCGUAAUACAAAAUGACUGAAAAUGGCAAACUUCGCAAGGCUAUAUUAUCCGCAUUUUACAACAUUUCGCAAUGAAACUUUGGAAUAUUACUAAUUUUGUGAUGCUCUUUCAAGCUGUGAUAAAAUUUUUGUCUAGACUUGUUGAGAUCUAAAUUUUAGUCAAAAGGUGAAAGGUCCAUUGAGACUGAUGGUAGCUGGUUAGAAGAGGUAGAAUUUGAUGUCAACGAAGUCCUGGGAGAAGUUGCUGAAUAUUUAUUAAAGUCUGAGAGCCCAUCGCCAAACGAACAGUCUAGUAUUACACCACCAACUGCUCAGAAUAAUGAUGAAAAUACUGAAACUGUGAACGAUUCAAUGUCUGGGAAAAGAACUGGUCUGAAAGGUGUUGAAAUCCCAUCAUUCGAUGGAAAACCAGAUAAGUGGCCGUACUUUUGGGGAAUAUUUAGUUCUCUUGUCCAUAAAAACGAUAAACUAACGCCAGCAAUCAAGCUAGCUCAUCUGAAUAGCUGUUUAAUUAACGGACAGAGUACGUGAAGUUAUUGCAUGCCUGACCGGGGAGCCUGGGGACUAUGACAGGGCGGUGAAACAACUCACUGAUAGGUAUGGGGACCCCAGAGAAAUUAUAGAUGCCCAUUUGCGCAGAAUAAGUUCUUGGCCCCACAUUAAGGAUAAGGAUCGUGAAGAGUUUCAACGCUUUGCAGAUGCAUUACAAGCAGCUGUGUUUGCACUAGAUAAACCUGACUAUAGGCAGGAAUUAGCUAGUAUACCUCUUUGUACCUUGUUGGUUCAAAAACUCCCACCUAGAGAAAGGGAUGAAUGGGUAAAACAGGUUGAGAGUGAAGAUUACUCGGAAGACAUGAAGGGUUUAGCCAAGUGGGCCCAAGUUAGAGCCAAAACCAUGCGUAAACGUGAGCGAUACAAUAUUGAGCCGCCAGAUAAGGGUAAAGAGUCAACUAAUUUUCAGCCACCAGGUCGCAUGCGAGGUAGGGUCCAUGCUCUACGCACAUCUGGAUUUGAUCCAGAACACCAAAGUUUAAAAAAUUGUCCAUUGUGUGAUAAAAAACACACUGAAGUCUCAUGCCCUUUGUUUUUUGAUAGUUCUGUUGAAAAACGUUGGGAAAUUGUAAAAAAUAAAAGGGUAUGUUUUGGUUGUUUGAAACCUGGCCACCAACGGCGCCUGUGCACAAAGUCCUCCAAAUGUGGGGUAGACUCAUGUGACAAAGGCCAUCAUUAUUUAUUGCACAGUUCUAAGUCUAAGCAUGAGAAACCAUCUGAUGACCCACCUAAGACCCCAGAGGAAAACAAAGCAAUGCAUUGUGGGAAAGCACAAAUCAGCACACCCAUAACUGAGAGGGUUGCCCUGAAAACUGUAUCUGUCCCAUUUAUAGAUGAUUCUGGAAGGGUAGUCAAUGGUUUGGUACUUUUAGACUCAGGAAGUGAGACCACACUUGUAAGAGCAGGGUUUGCAAAUCAGUUAGGCAUAAAGGGGCCUAAGCAAAGUCUUACUGUGGAUGCAGUAGGAGGGGUACGCACCGUAGUGAAAUCACAACGUGUACAUUUACCAUUUGCACCACACAUUACAAAGGCAAAAAUAACAGGGUGGACCAUUAAUAAUAUUUGUGCCCCUGUCCCAGAUGUUAAUUGGCCUGAGAUUAAGCAUAAUUAUGCCCACCUAAAUGAUGUCCCAAUAGAGCCACUAAGUAAGGGCACUGUUGAUGUCCUGUUAGGGUUAGAUGCAGCUGCAUUAAUGGCACCCGUGCAAGUUAGACGCGGGGGGCAUUUAGAGCCAUAUGCAGAGUUGACACCCUUAGGUUGGGUGAUUUCCGGCCCAGUCCCCGCCUCCAAUGGUCAGGAGAAGCGUGUCCUGUGUGUCCACGUGUCGGAGGACGAAGGCGAUGCUAAUCGAGAGUUACGAAAGUUCUGGGAUGUGGACAGUUUCGGUGUUCGGGCAGAGAUUAAGUCACCUUACACGCCUG